CCAGCGGCAGCUGCGCGGUGGCGGCGCGGCGGUAGGAGCCGGGGAGCCGGGCCGGGCCGGGCCGGGGGGAGCGGGGAAGGAAGAAAGCCUGAGGGAAAAGCGCUGCCUGCGGUGCGGGAGGCGGUCUUAUCUCAACUGUCAAAAUGGAGCUUGACAUCCAGUGUGAAGAGAUGAGCCCAUCUAGAUGGGCUGAACUUCUGACCACAAUGAAAUCCUGCAAAACCAUCAGGCUGGAUGAUUGCAAUCUCUCCAGCAGUAACUGCCAGGAUCUCUCUUCCAUCAUCAAUACAAAUCCAUCCCUCACAGAGCUGAAGCUGAACAACAACGAGCUGGGAGAUGAAGGUGUUGAAUACCUGUGUAAAGGGUUGCUGACGCCAAGCUGUAGCCUACAGAAGUUAUGGCUGCAAAACUGCAAUCUGACAAGUGCCAGCUGUGAGACCCUGCGCUCUGUCCUCAGUGCCCAGCCAUCCCUGACAGAGCUGCAUGUAGGGGAUAACAGACUGGGAACUGCUGGUGUGAAGGUGCUGUGCCAAGGGAUGAUGAACCCCACCUGUAAGCUGCAGAAGCUACAGCUGGAGUACUGUGAACUCACAGCUGAUAUUGUGGAAGCUCUCAAUGCUGCUCUGCAAAGCAAGCCCACCCUGAAGGAGCUCAGCCUGAGCAACAACACGCUGGGAGAUACGGCUGUAAAGCAGCUGUGCCAGGGCCUGGUGGAGGCAAGCUGCAACCUAGAGCUACUACACCUGGAGAACUGUGGCAUAACCAGCGACAGCUGCAUGGAGAUCAGUGCUGUUCUCAGGAGCAAGUCAUCUCUGAUGGAUCUUUCUGUGGGGGACAACAAGAUCGGGGACUCCGGUCUGGCUCUGCUGUGCCAGGGACUGAUGCAUCCGAGCUGCAAAAUCCAGAAGCUGUGGUUAUGGGACUGUGAUCUCACAAGUGCUAGCUGUAAAGAUCUCUCCAGACUCAUCAGUACAAAGGAGACCCUCACAGAGAUCAGUCUGAUAGACAAUAACCUGAGAGACUCAGGGAUGGAAAUGCUGUGUCAGGCACUCAAGGAUCCCAAAUCUAAACUUCAGGAGCUAUGGGUUAGGGAGUGUGGGCUCACCACUGCUUGCUGCAAGGCUGUCAGCUCUGCUCUCAGCACCAACAAGCACCUGAAAGUACUGCACAUAGGCGAGAACAAGCUGGGAGAUGCAGGUGUGGAGCUCCUGUGUGAAGGGCUGAUGCACCCCAACUGUAACAUCCAGUCCCUAUGGGAGGCCUUUGAGGUGUUCAGCAGUCACCAUGAGGGCAGCUGUCUCUGUGGCAAGACCACAAGCCAGCCCCUGCUGAUGUCUCUAAGACUCCAUCUUUGCAGGCUGGGUAACUGUGACCUGACAGCAGGCUGCUGUGCCACCCUUGCCACCGCCAUGGCCACCAAGCAGUGCCUCACCGAGCUGGACCUGAGCUACAACCCUCUGGAUGAUGAAGGCAUCAGGAAGAUCUGUGAAGCCUUGAGGAAGCCCAGCUGCAACGUGCAGCAGUUAAUUUUGUAUGACAUUUUGUGGAGUUCUGAAGUGGAUGAUGAACUGAGAGCCUUGGAAGAGUCCAAGCCUGAAGUGAAGAUCAUUUCAUGAGUGGUGACUGCCUGCAGAACAACGUCAAAGCAAUGUCCUCUUCUUAAUCUGAACUUUUUAUAAGUAAAACUAAUUAACUUAAUAGGGAAUUUUCUUGUACCAAAACCAUUUGUGGAUUCCCUGAGUGGGUGUCUGGGGAGCUGAUCGACCUUCUCUGCGUCUCUGGAUGUACUAACUCUGAGACUCAUGAAAGCUGCAGCAUCACUAUCCUUGAAAUAAACAAUUACUGUCUUGUAGAA
Molecule: messenger RNA, 1855 nt
Organism: Hirundo rustica (Barn swallow)
Lineage: Eukaryota; Metazoa; Chordata; Aves; Passeriformes; Hirundinidae
Gene: RNH1
Product: ribonuclease/angiogenin inhibitor 1
Exons: 11
Coding region: 144-1616 (490 amino acids)
Cellular component (GO): cytoplasm
Molecular function (GO): protein binding
Source: RefSeq, a predicted model, not a curated record